AUGGCUGGAAAGACACGUAUUCUACUGGAAGCGAUGUUUAAUGUAUUUAAUACGAAUGGUGAAAAUUCUUUUAUAGAGCUUGCGAUGAUAAUACCAUUCAUACUUGGACGCUUUUUAAAACCUUGUCAUAUAAAAGCGGAGACUUUGAAUAAUUGGCUUACAACAUCUGGGAUAAGACAAAAUUCGGCAGUAUCAAAAUUAUGUAUGUGUUGGGCAAUUGAAGCUAAGGCACUAAAACUU
Funneliformis geosporum is the source of this 240-nucleotide messenger RNA. Lineage: Eukaryota; Fungi; Glomeromycota; Glomeromycetes; Glomerales; Glomeraceae. The record is from the annotation of a GenBank genome assembly.